UAUCGUUGCUCGUCGGUCUGCCGUGGCGCGUUGUUGUCAAAAGUCCUCAAUAUCGAUCCGUCGGUUGUGCCCUUCAAGUGUUCCCCAGUGUUGUGCACCGCGAAAAGACUAAUGACAAGAAUUUGGCGAAAUCGUGUCUUCAGGAAUUAAAAUCCACCUCACCUGGGCUAUAAUCCACAGUCAACUCUGACUCCCAGGUGGUGGUAGCAGAAAGUCUGGAUUCAUCCAUCUUAAUCAUUAAAGAUGUGACAUUUAAAUAAUUUCUAUUCUAUGCAUCACUGAAGAUAAAUUAAUUUAUAAACAGUGAAAUCAUCAAAUAAUAUUAUAAUAUAUUAGAUAAUAUAUUUAUUUAAUCAUUUAAUCGUUAAAAACUGAGUGAAGAAAUUUGUAGUGUACUGGGAAGACAGCCUUCUAUUGCAAUUUGGAUUUAGAUAGACUAGAAAUCAGUGUAAAUGCAGCUGCAGUUGUCUUUAUGAGUCUGUUAACUCCCAAUCGAGGGAGAAUGGUGUCCCACUCGCUGGCAGUAACAGGGGAUAUGCAACAAGGAAUAGGGAGUUCCGCUCUCAGUAGUAUGCAGGAUUCCCCUCAUUCUCUAAAAAUAAAACAAGAACCCUUCCAACUGUCGCCAAAUUCAUCACUUCACCAAGUAAGCAACUUCGUAUCAGAGAUGUCGCCAAGUAUAAUGUCGACGUCUUCAUCGAAGGAGUUAGACGUAAAUUUCGCCAGAUCCCUGACAGCCCACCACCUGUCUGCUACCCAUCAUCACCACGAUCAUCACAGUCCCAGAUCAGGAAUUUCCAUCCACUCAUCUGUCUCUACUCAUCUCAGCCAUCAUCAUCAUCAUCUGGACAAGGGAUCAUCGCCCCCAGGACUUCAUAACUCAACAAACAGUAAUUCCUCGACACCAAGUGCAUCCUCUACCCCGACAGCAACCACUGAAACAGGGAACAUAACUCCCAAUGGUAACGAGGCGUCAUCCACAACGGUUAAGCCACCGUUUAGUUACGUUGCUCUCAUUGCCAUGGCUAUUAAUCAUAGUCCACACAAAAGAGCCACUCUCAGUGAAAUUUAUUCCUACAUCACUACCAAGUUUCCUUAUUACGAGAAGAAUAAGAAGGGCUGGCAGAACUCGAUUAGGCAUAAUCUAUCGCUCAAUGAGUGCUUCGUUAAGGUGCCCAGGGAAGGUGGUGGUGAGCGGAAGGGCAAUUUUUGGACUCUCGAUCCCCAGUAUGACGAUAUGUUUGAAAAUGGCAACUACAGACGGCGGAAGAGGAUGAAGAGGCCGUACAGAAGUGCAUCAUACCAUAAAUCAAUCUUUGGCGAGCCAUAUCCAACGUCUCACGUGCAUCUCGGUGCAACCAGGAACCUAUUUGGGCACUCCCCACCGUCCUAUGCACCCACUGCCUAUACCAGAUAUGAUACGAGCACAUGGGGUUUGCAGCAACCCCAACUGUCCUACAGCCACUGCCAAGCGCUUCAGCCCCAACUGCAACCAAUGCAGUCGAUGCAAAUACCAACGAUGAAUGGUUACGGUCAAUUCAACUCUUUGAGGUUUCAAGGCAAUUACCUUGACGUUUCAGGCGGCAGUUCCGGGUCGCCAGGUGGCAUGGGCGGUGGAACUUUUACCAGUAAUUUUGGUGCAUGCGCGAGACGGCAUGAUGGAUAUUGGGGAGACAUGGUACCAAUCAAAGAGGAACCCGGCACUUCCACAGUGACACCAGCAGGUGUAGGGUCACUAGGAGUUGGUGGUAGCGUAAUGGGGCCAGGAAUGUCUUCCACAGUGUCCUCAUCAGGUUUUUCCACCGUCGACUUUCAAACUCGAUCAAAAUGUUACAUGUGAAUCUCUCCACUAAACAAAAAUCAUUAAUGGAAAUUCAUUGUUCUCUUCUUUAAUAAAGACCGUCGCAUCCGGUAUCCGACGGCUAACGCUCUCGCGUCGACAAGGCGCCCAAGAUGUCCAAAGACUUUCCCAAAUGAAAAUGGAAACAAAUAAACGAGAAUAGAGAGGGUGGUGUACGUAAACUUCUGAAUUGAGUUGAUUCUCAUGCGGGAAAAAUUUAUCUUCGUAGAAAAUAAAGUGAAAAGUAAGAGCAGUAAUAGAAAUUGUGAUGUCAAUAACGCCUAUGUAAAUGUGUAUCUUGACUUGGUACAAGCAAGUUCUCUUCAACUAGUUGAGAAAAGUAUAAUUUAAGAUUAGGUAUACCUAGAUAAAGAUCUGGAUUUUUUUCUUUCAUUUUCUUUUCGAAGAUCUCCUAGUUCUUUCGUAUUUUUUCUUAUAAUUCAUUAUUAUAUUCAUGUUUGAAGAUAUUAUAAUGGAGAGAAGAACCUCUUAAGUCUGUAAGAAUGUCAUAAGAUAUCGGUGUAAUCUGUUGGAAUAAAUAUCAUUUAUUUAUCACUUGAA
Diachasma alloeum is the source of this 2401-nucleotide messenger RNA. RefSeq names its product fork head domain transcription factor slp1. NCBI's taxonomy places the organism in Eukaryota, Metazoa, Arthropoda, Insecta, Hymenoptera, Braconidae. Gene Ontology annotation, molecular function: RNA polymerase II cis-regulatory region sequence-specific DNA binding; DNA-binding transcription factor activity, RNA polymerase II-specific. The transcript has 9 exons. Gene Ontology annotation, biological process: regulation of transcription by RNA polymerase II; cell differentiation; anatomical structure morphogenesis. The record is from RefSeq and is a predicted model, not a curated record. The coding region runs from base 473 to 1840 and encodes 455 amino acids.